Messenger RNA from Aureococcus anophagefferens, 678 nucleotides. RefSeq lists its product as hypothetical. NCBI's taxonomy places the organism in Eukaryota, Pelagophyceae, Pelagomonadales, Pelagomonadaceae. The transcript has a single exon. The record is from RefSeq and is a predicted model, not a curated record. The annotation marks the transcript as partial.
GUCCAUCGCGUGCCUGCUCGCCGUAGUCGUGCCCGCGGCUGCCGCACUGUCGACGAUGCAGCGAUCUCCAGCGUUCCCGCGCAACAAGGAUCCCAUCGCGGCGGCGAUGGAGGCCGCCGGCUUCCCGGACUGCGGUACCAUCUUGGAGCUCGGCUGCGGUCCCGGCGAGCACGCGCCGGACUUCGCGCGGCGCUGGCCGACGCCGACCUUCCAGCCGACGGACGCGGACGCGUCGGCGCUGCGGUCGUCGGACGCGCACGCGGCCGCCGCGGGCCUCCUCGGCUCGCGGAUCCGCGCGGCCGCGCUCGUCGACGUGUCCCAACGUCCGUGGCCCAACGUCGAGGCGGGCGCCUACGACGGCUGCUUCUCCAUCAACGUGGUCCACAUCAUGCCGCGGUCCGCCGUGGGCGCCUUCUUCGCGGGCGCCGCGGCGGCGCUCCGGAAGGGCGGCGUUUUGGGAAUCUACGAUACGUGGACCUUCGCGGGCUCGUACGUCGGCCCGAACAACGAGCGCUUCGACGAGUCGCUCCGGGCCCAGGGCUACGGCGGCGUCGCGUCCAUCGAGGAGUGCGACGCGGCCGCGGCCGCCGCGGGCCUCGAGCGGCGCGACGUCGCCUACCUCCCCGCGAACAACCAGUUCGUGACCUACGCGCGUCGCUAACGGCGCUAGGCCACGAG